GCACCAAAUUUAUGGCCCGACUAAUGCCUUUUUGUAAGUUUGGUGUAGUGAGUUAAAAAGCCACCCAUGAAAAAAAAGGAGUAAAAAGACACAUACCACAGCCAUUAUUCGUAAAUUCAUAGUCUUUUCUUAAUUGCAAAUAAAGGGGUAGUAAGAUUUUCUUUUUAACAGAAGUCUCAAAAAAGAAAAACUUAAAGAAAUGCAAAUAUGAGCGUGGGGUAUAUUCUCUGAGAAGCGUGAUUAUUAUAAUGAAGAGUUUCCCAGAUAAAGGGCUGAUCCUGUAGUCUUCUAUGAUUUCUAGCCGCUGAGUUGUGAUCUGUCAUUUAUCCUGUCAUGUAAUCUCCUGUCAUUGUGACAGGUUAUUAGGCAUUUGUUGUAACCACAGCUGGAGAUCACGCACCUGUUAUCUGUCUCAUUUAUGGUAAUCUGCGCCUUCAGGGAUUAAAUCCUUGGAAAUGAUACAGUUUACUGUACCGGGUUUGGAGGAGAACACAGGAGCUGAUCCUUGUAUAGAAGCAGUCUGAGCCCUCCCUGCCUACAGCCCCUAGAAUACAUCCCACACCUCUGCUGGUUUAUUGCUGCCGCUCACCACAGCUGGCAUCCUCCAGUAUCACAAUCCACUCCACAUCUAGAUAGGACAAGGAAGAUGCCACAUGGGAUUGAAACACAUGAACACAUCUUGGGUACUAAGGCAAUAUACAGAAGGCUGGCAUGACUAUUAGGCGAGGAGUCAGCAAUGGUUUGCAGGUGAAGGGAAGCAGAUGACUAAGUGAGACUUAGUGGGAAGCAGCCCCUCUAAGGAGGACAUGGAGUGACGUGUGGUCCACACCUGGCAGAGAAUCCUUCUUCGAUUGCUACCCACACAGUCUGAGAAACUGGUCGAAGGAUGGCGGAGGAGACGUUGGCACCGAACAAUUUCACUUGGUUCUCGGAUGUGCCAAAUGCCACCGGAGACACGUCUCACCCAUUGGGUGUCGACACCAACUUGUCGUCUAAAGUCUUCAUCACUGUUCUCUACAUCCUCAUCUUCUUGGUGGGUACCAUAGGGAAUGUGCUGACCAUAAAGCUGGUGCUGAAGAAGUGCAGCCUGCACAGUUUACAGGGCACAGUACACUACCACCUGGUGAGCCUGGCACUCUCCGACAUCCUCAUCCUGGUGAUCAGUAUCCCCAUAGAGCUUUAUAACUUCAUCUGGUUCCAUUAUCCCUGGGUAUUUGGAGAUGCCGCGUGCAGGAGUUACUACUUCCUACGUGAUAUCUGCUCCUAUGCCACCGUGCUGAACAUUGCCAGCUUGAGCUGCGAGAGGUACCUGGCCAUCUGCCACCCCAUGAAGGCUAAGAUGAUCAUGUCCAGGAUGAGGACUAAGAAGAUUCUUUCCGCCAUAUGGAUCUCUUCUAUAUUAUUUGCCCUGCCCAUGGCUUUUAUCAUGGGGGUAAAGUACCAGAACAUGACCCCAGAAGGAGAGCCUGACCCUACUUCUUUAGUGUGUACCAGCCUGGUGUCUUCUGCCACCCUCAAGAUCUUCAUACAGGUAAAUGCAUUCGUGUCAUUCGUCCUUCCAGUGACCUUGAUCGGUGGACUAAACUGCAUUACCGUGAGUCAACUUGAGUCCUUACGUUCCCGUUCUUGUUUGGCGUUGCACUCUACUUGCAAGAGCAACAAAGACGUACUUGAGUCCCGAAGGUCUGUCUCUUCUUCCGCCGGUCUAUCAAAGAUAAGUGUUGGGGGAACAAGUGGGAAGAAGAACCUGACUGUGUCCAGUGAACCCAACCGCAUCCAGGCUCUGCAGCACAGUAUUUACAUGCUCAGAGCGAUUGUGAUUGCCUACUUUGUGUGCUGGUUGCCUUACCACGCCAGAAGACUGAUGUUCUGCUACAUCCCGGAUGAUGAGUGGUCGGGGUUCCUCUAUACAUUCUACCACUAUUUCUACAUGUUGACCAACACAUUGUUCUACGUCAGCUCUGCUGUCAACCCAAUCCUCUACAACAUGGUCUCUUCUUCAUUCCGACAACUGUUUCUGGAGACAUGGGCCUGUCCUGCAGUAAAAGCCGCCUACAUCUCUCCAGAUCAGCCUCCUCCAACACCGAAUAGUAUCGUGUGUUACGUAUCCAUGUGUAACACCUGAACAGUACUGAAAUGCGUCACUGACUAAGGUGAUGAAAGUGCCGGUACACACAUAUGUGUCAUUGGUUAUAUCAUUAUAUCAGUGAUCCCUCAACUUACAAUGGCCUCAACAUACAAUAGUUUCAACAUACAAUAGUCUUUUCUGGACCAUUGUAACUUGAAACCAGGCUCAACAUACAAUGUAAAGACAGUCCAGAUCUGUGAAACAUGUCAAUGGCCGGAAGAACCGACCAAUCAGAAUGGGCAUUCACUGGUAAAACACCUGUAUAAGGCUGGGUCCACACUACGUUUUGUCCCAUACGG
Molecule: messenger RNA, 2427 nt
Organism: Hyla sarda
Lineage: Eukaryota; Metazoa; Chordata; Amphibia; Anura; Hylidae
Gene: NTSR2
Product: neurotensin receptor 2
Biological process (GO): neuropeptide signaling pathway
Cellular component (GO): plasma membrane
Molecular function (GO): G protein-coupled neurotensin receptor activity
Source: RefSeq, a predicted model, not a curated record